Hydractinia symbiolongicarpus is the source of this 2994-nucleotide messenger RNA. RefSeq names its product titin homolog. The record is from RefSeq and is a predicted model, not a curated record. The coding region runs from base 1 to 2994 and encodes 997 amino acids. NCBI's taxonomy places the organism in Eukaryota, Metazoa, Cnidaria, Hydrozoa, Anthoathecata, Hydractiniidae. The transcript has 7 exons.
AUGGUCAUACCAGACGACAGUGCAGAAAAUAAAAUGAUAUUUACAUGCCAGCCAAGCAAAGCUAAGACGAUCAAAAACAUCGAACAAAAAGACGAUGAACUAUCGUCCUAUGAAGACAGCAACUUUAAAUUGUUAUCAAAUCCAUCAUCACUGUGUAAAAAGUUAUCCCCUCUCUCAAUAUCAAAGAAUAGACUGGGAAAACUUCCACCAUUGAAUCAUAAACAAGAUAGCAGUGUGUUUGACCUUCCACCACUACCUGUAACUGGUUCGUCGUCAACUUUGAUAAACAACAAAGAUUCUGCAACUCAAGAAUGUCAACUGCUUGCUGAAAACACAGAUAAUGACAAUUCCACAAAAGAUGAAUUCAAUGAUGCUUCGAAAGGUGGCAAUAUUGAUAUUUUUAUGUCAACAAGCAACGAUGUCGAAGCGGAUGCUAAUUUAUCAAUGGAAAAACAACAUGAAGUUGACAGUGAUGCAUCAACAAGUGAGACAGGAUUAAUACAACCAAUUGCUGGAAGCCUCAAUAUGUUUUUAGCUCCACAGUCAAAAAAUGAUAAAUUUGAUGAAAGUAUCAGUGAAGAGAUUGGAGAAGAAUGUGAAGAAUCUGUAGCAAGUGACAUUUCUACUUCUUUCAAAGAAGAUGAAGUUGACAUUUGUCCUUCAUCGAAUGAUGACGAUUUGAAUGAAUCGUUUGAAAUUGAAGAUGAUGAAAUGGUCAUUCCAGACAACAGUGUGGAGGAUAAAAAGAUUGACAUCUGUCAAUCAAAUGAAAGAAAACUUACGGUAAACAUCAAAGAAGAUAAAACUGAAAACCAAAGUUUACAUUCUUCUAAAAAUGAUGAAGGCGACAAAUGUCCUUUAUUGAAUGAUGACAAUUUCGAUAAAUCGUUUGAAAUUAAGAAAGAUAAAAUGGUCAUUCCAGACAAUAGCGUAAAAGAUAUAGUGAUUGACAACUGCCAAUCAAAAAAGGGCAAUACCAACAACAACAUCGAACAAAAAGACGACAUGUUAUCGUCCUAUGAAGAUAGCAACUUUAAAUUGUUAUCAAAUCCAUCAUCACUGUGUAAAAAGUUAGCACCUCUUUCAAUAUCAAAGAAUAGAUUGGGAAAACUUUCACCAUUAAAUCAUAAACAAGAUAGCAGUGUGUUUGACCUUCCACCACUACCUGUAACUGGUUCAUCGUCAAUGUUGAUAAACAACAAAAAUUCUGCAAUUCAAGAAUGUCAACCACUUGAUGAAGUUUCAGAUCAUGACAUAUCGAUUAAAGAUGAAUUCAAUGAUGCUUCAAAAGGUGGCGAUAUUGACAUUUUUAUAUCCACAAGCAACCAUGUCGAAGUGGAUGCUAAUUCUACAAUGAAAAAACAAGAUGAAGUUGACAGUGAUGCAUCAACAAGUGAGACAGGAUUUAUACAACCAAUUGCUGGAAGCCUCAAUAUGUUUGCAGCUCCACAGUCAAAAAAUGAUAAAUUUGAUGAAAGUAUUAGUGAAGAGAUUGGAGAAGAAUGUGAAGAAUCUGUAGCAAGUGACAUUUCUACUUCUUUCAAAGAAGAUGAAGUUGACAUUUGUCCUUCAUCGAAUGAUGACGAUUUGAAUGAAUCGUUUGAAAUUGAAGAUGAUGAAAUGGUCAUUCCAGACAACAGUGUGGAGGAUAAAAAGAUUGACAUCUGUCAAUCAAUUGAAAGAAAACUUACGGUAAACAUCAAAGAAGGUAAAAAUGAAAACCAAAGUUCACAUUCUUCUAAAAAUGAUGAAGGCGACAAAUGUCCUUUAUUGAAUGAUGACGAUUUGGAUAAAUCGUUUGAAUGUAAGAAAUAUGAAAUGGUCAUUCCAGACGACAGUGCAGAAAAUAAAAUGAUAUUUACAUGCCAGCCAAGCAAAGCUAAGACGAUCAAAAACAUCGAACAAAAAGACGAUGAACUAUCGUCCUAUGAAGACAGCAACUUUAAAUUGUUAUCAAAUCCAUCAUCACUGUGUAAAAAGUUAUCCCCUCUUCCAAUAUUAAAGAAUAGGCUGGGAAAACUUCCACCAUUAAAUCAUAAACGAGAAAGCAGUGUGUUUGACCUUCCACCACUACCUGUAACUGGUUCAUCGUCAUCUUUGAUAAACAACAAAAAUUCUGCAAUUCAAGAAUGUCAACCACUUAAUAAAGUUUCAGACCAUGAAAAGUCGAUUAAAGAUGAAUUCAAUGAUACUUCGAAAGGUGGCGAUAUUGACAUUUUUAUGUCAACAAGCAACCAUGUCGAAGCGGAUGCUAAUUCAUCAAUGGAAAAACAAGAUAAAGUUGACAGUGAUGCAUCAACAAGUGAGACAGGAUUUAUACAACCAAUUGCUGGAAGCCUCAAUAUGUUUGCAGCUCCACAGUCAAAAAAUGAUAAAUUUGAUGAAAGUAUUAGUGAAGAGAUUGGAGAAGAAUGUGAAGAAUCUGUAGCAAGUGACAUUUCUACUUCUUUCAAAGAAGAUGAAGUUGACAUUUGUCCUUCAUCGGAUGAUGACGAUUUAAAUAAAUCGUUUGAAAUUGAAGAUGACGAAAUGGUCAUUCCAGACAAUAGUGCAGAUAACAAAAUGAUUUUGACAUGUCAGCCAAGUAAAGGUAACAAGUUACUUCAUUCAAGUAAGACGAUCAGAAACAUCGAACAAAGAGACGAUGAACUAUCGUCCUAUGAAGACAGCAACUUUAAAUUGUUAUCAAAUCCAUCAUCACUGUGUAAAAAGUUAACACCUCUUCCACCAUUAAAUAAUAGAUUGGGAAAACUUUCACCAUUGAAUCAUAAACGAGAUAGCAGUGUGUUUGACCUUCCACCACUACCUGUAACUGGUUCAUCGUCAAUGUUGAUAAACAACAAAGAUUCUGCAACUCAAGAAUGUCAACCGCUUGAUGACGAUGACAGUAACAAUGAUGAUGAUGACGUCAAUUUUGAUGACAUUGAUGCGUUGCUGUUGGAUUUAGAUGAAUUUGAUUCGAAACGAGCUAAUAAAAACCCAAAAGCUUAUUGA